AUGCGUUGGUCCGAGCGUGUAUAUGCCUGUCUCAAUGGACGUAGGGAAAUUUUGGCAACAAAACCACUACGAGUGCUGCUGGACAACGAAAACACCAAAGCCAUGUCAAUUGAAAAGUUGUCAAGGCAGUCAUUGGAACAGAAGACUAUCACUCAUCCAGAAGAAGCUUGGUGCCAUCUCCAGUCUGCUGUAAAAGCAGCACUCAAGACCAUGAACGACGCCAAAAGAGCGGCUAAAAAGAGCCACUGUAUAUCAGCAUCUUCUUCCGAACUAACGGAUGCAGGUGAACACAUCCUUGCAGGCUCUGAGUAUAAUGAAGAGUGA
Molecule: messenger RNA, 324 nt
Organism: Heterobilharzia americana
Lineage: Eukaryota; Metazoa; Platyhelminthes; Trematoda; Strigeidida; Schistosomatidae
Source: the annotation of a GenBank genome assembly